Messenger RNA from Arachis duranensis, 636 nucleotides. RefSeq lists its product as uncharacterized. Bases 1 to 636 code for a protein of 211 amino acids. The record is from RefSeq and is a predicted model, not a curated record. The transcript has a single exon. Lineage: Eukaryota; Viridiplantae; Streptophyta; Magnoliopsida; Fabales; Fabaceae.
AUGGAGAGGGGUUUGCGACAACAGGACCCAUUGUCUCCCUUUCUAUUUGUAUUAGUAGUGGAUGUGCUUCAUCGGAUGAUUGGAGAGGCGGUAAGGAACAGACGUAUCUCUCCGCUACUAGUUGGACGGAAUAACAUUGAGUUGUCACACUUGCAGUUUGCGGAUGAUACUAUACUUUUUUACCCGACUGAAGAGGGGACGAUAAGGAAUUAUAAGCGGCUGCUCCGAUGUUUUGAACUGAUGUCUGGACUGAGUAUCAAUUUUGAGAAGUCCAGUAUUAUUCCGAUCAAUUGUGAUAGAAGUUGGGUCCGUCGGAUGUGUCACUUACUGAGCUGUAAGGAGGCAGCAUUGCCAGUCAAAUAUCUGGACAUUUUCUUGGGAGCAAAUCCAAGACUUGUUAGGACAUGGAAACCAGUGAUUGAUAAGGUAGAAGAAAAACUGAGUUUGUGGAAAGCAAAGACCUUCAACAAAGCGGGUAAGCUGGUACUCAUUAAGUCUGUUCUUAAUAGCCUGCAUGUUUACUAUCUCAGCUUAUAUAAGAUGCCGAAGACAGUGGCUGAGAAGUUGAUUUUCCUACAAAGAUGGUUCUUGUGGAGUACAGAGGAUGGGAGGAACGGGAUACCCCUCGUGAAAUGA